Effrenium voratum is the source of this 1296-nucleotide messenger RNA. The record is from the annotation of a GenBank genome assembly. NCBI's taxonomy places the organism in Eukaryota, Dinophyceae, Suessiales, Symbiodiniaceae.
AUGCUCGGGCAUGACGCGUCCUUCGCCUACAUCCACGCGGUGAAGCUCACGCAUGAGAAGAACCUCUUCGCCAAGAGGAUCGGGUACUUGACCUGUAAUCUGUUCCUGCACAGAGACCACGAGCUGAUGCUGCUGUUGAUCAACACUAUGCAGCGGGACUUGCAGAGCGCGAACCAUAUUGAGGUUUGCUCCGCGCUGGCCUCCGUCUGCAGAUUGGUCAACGUGGAGAUGAUCCCAGCGAUCUCUCCGUUGGUCUUCAAGCUCUUGAACCACCCUCAGGAGGCGGUCCGGAAGAAGGCUGUCAUCGCGGUGCACAAGUUCUUCAAGAUUGUGCCGGAGACGGUGCUCGACCAGAAGGAUCAGAUCCGCAAAGUGCUGUGCGACCCCGACCCCUCCGUCAUGGGCGCCUCGCUCCACGUGCUCUGCGAGAUUGCCAAAGCUCAUCCGGCGGCCAGCAAAGAUUUGGUGCCCUCCUUCGUGAGCAUCCUGAAGCAGAUCACGGAGCACCGGCUUCCCCGAGACUUCGACUACCACCGCAUGCCGGCGCCGUGGCUACAGGUGAAGCUCCUCUCGAUUUUGGGGGUUUUGGGCACUGCCGACAAGGCUACCUCAGAGCACAUGUACGAAAUCCUGCAGGAGUGCAUGCGACGGGCGGACAGUGGCGUAAACGUCGGCUAUGCGAUCAUCUAUGAGUGCGUCAAGUGCAUCACGAAGAUUUUCCCGGAUCACGGAUUGUUGGAACUCGCCGCGUCCAACAUCUCCAGGUUCAUCUCCAGCGAGAACCACAACCUGCGGUACUUGGGGGUGACGGGCCUGGCCCAGAUUGUCCAAGUGAGCCCGGCCUAUGCUGCUGAGCACCAGAUGGUGGUAGUGGACUGCCUCGAGGAUCCAGAUGAGACACUCAAGAGGAAGACCUUGGACUUGCUCUUCAGAAUGACGAACCCGCAGAACGUGGUGGUGGUGGUGGACAAGCUGAGCUUCCACCUCCGUACCAGCGUGGACUCGCACCUUCGAAGAGAUCUUGCUCAGAAGAUCACCUCCUUAGCGGAGCGAUUUGCUCCAGACAACGAAUGGUACGUGAACACCAUGAACACAGUCUUUGAGCUGAGCGGAGAGCUCGUGCCCGCGGAGACCGCCUACAACCUGAUGCGCUUGGUUGCAGAAGGCACGGGCGAGGAUGAUGCGGCGGACAAUGCCUUCCGCGUUUUUGCGGUCAACACUUACCUCAAGGCCGGGCGCCAAAUGCUGUGCAAAAAUACAUACCCUGAUAGAGGGGUCCCCGGAAGAGAAAAUUGA